CUAACAUUCAUUUCUUUUAAAACAUGAGCCCAAGUAUAAUUUGUCCGCCAUAGCAUGCAAGUGCAGCAAAAACCAAAAAGUGCUGAAGCUUUAUCUAAUCCGAAAAACACGAUGACUCCUUAAAUGACUGUCACUCCAGGAGCAGGGAGAGCCGGAGAGGGAGAGGCACAAAGAAGAGAAGAGCAGAGCAAAAAGUAUAAAAUAAACAGAGAAGAUGAGAGGGAUUUCAACCGUUUCUCAAUCUCAACACUGGCACCCAACAACAAUCAACGUCUCCACAGAUCUCAGAAAAGUUUCUGUCCAGUUCAAAUUCAUCAAACCUAAUCCCUCGUCAAGAAAACAUAAUAAGAAGUUGUCAAUUUGCUGCCUUUCAGUGAAAUCCGAGCCACCCAUAGAGAAGAAACCAUUGGUGGUGGUUGGAUCAGCCAAUGCAGACAUCUAUGUGGAGAUUGACAGGCUGCCGCAGGAAGGGGAGACCAUCUCAGCCAAGAGCGGGCAGACAUUGGCUGGUGGGAAGGGGGCUAACCAGGCUGUUUGUGGCGGGAAGUUAGAAUAUCCGACCUAUUUUAUAGGUCAGGUGGGUGAAGAUGCUCAUGGGAAGUUGAUUUGCGAGGCACUUGAGGGCGGUGGCGUGUUUGUCGAUCACCUCAGGGCGGUGGCGGAUGUACCCACUGGCCACGCUGUGGUGAUGCUCCAAGGGAACGGCCAGAAUUCAAUCAUCAUCGUUGGUGGUACCAACAUGUCUUCUUGGCCAAAGACGAUUCCCGAUGAGGAUUUGGAGGUGGUGAGGAAUGCUGGGAUUCUCCUCCUCCAGCGAGAAAUUCCUGAAUCUGUUAACAUUCAAGUAGCAAAGGUUGCUAGGAGUGCUGGUGUUCCAAUUAUUCUGGAUGCUGGUGGUGUGGAUGCUCCAAUCCAUUCAGAACUUUUACAUGCUGUUGAUAUUUUCAGCCCAAAUGAAACUGAGCUUGCUCGGUUAACGGAAAUGCCAACGAAAAACUUUGAACAAAUCAAACAAGCUGUACAGAAAUGCCAUGAACUGGGCGUUAACCAAGUUCUGGUAAAACUCGGGGACAAAGGAUCAGCUCUUUUUUGUAAGGGAGAGGAAGAACCAAUUAUACAGCCCAUAGUUAAAGCUGAGAAAGUCAUUGAUACAACUGGGGCAGGGGACACUUUUACUGCUGCUUUUGCAGUGGCACUUGUGGAAGGAAAAUCCAAAAAGGAAUGCCUGGCUUUUGCAGCAGCAGCAGCAUCUCUAUGUGUUCAAGUCAAGGGGGCCAUUCCAAGCAUGCCUGGAAGGAGAGAAGUUUUGAAUCUUCUGCACUCUCUAUGACAAAAGGCUGUCUUGGAAUGAUGAAACAUUACUUUUGAUCAUUAACUCAAUUAGUUACCAUCCCACCUGCUUUCCACCAAGUAAGAAUGUCCAACUCUGGACAUUCUUCUUGAAAGUAAUGUUAGCUGACAUUGAUAGUGAACUACAUACGCGCACAGCAAAUUGGAUUAUUAUUUUUUAUAGGGAAGUUUUGUAUUUGUUCUGCAAGUUUAUCCUAACAUUUGACGUUGUAUCUUGUGCUUUAUUCUACUCGUAUUUUACUUUGCA
Cuscuta epithymum is the source of this 1597-nucleotide messenger RNA. The record is from the annotation of a GenBank genome assembly. NCBI's taxonomy places the organism in Eukaryota, Viridiplantae, Streptophyta, Magnoliopsida, Solanales, Convolvulaceae.